Thalassophryne amazonica is the source of this 562-nucleotide messenger RNA. It is a transcript of the gene rps16, whose product is annotated as ribosomal protein S16. Gene Ontology annotation, cellular component: cytosolic small ribosomal subunit; ribosome. Gene Ontology annotation, molecular function: structural constituent of ribosome; RNA binding. The transcript is spliced from 6 exons. Lineage: Eukaryota; Metazoa; Chordata; Actinopteri; Batrachoidiformes; Batrachoididae. The coding region runs from base 81 to 521 and encodes 146 amino acids. Gene Ontology annotation, biological process: translation; maturation of SSU-rRNA from tricistronic rRNA transcript (SSU-rRNA, 5.8S rRNA, LSU-rRNA). The record is from RefSeq and is a predicted model, not a curated record.
AUUGUCGUAAAACAGCCCCUGAUGCUGUCCCUGGGAGACCCCGUCGGUCUCUCCGUACGGCACCUUCCUGUAGACGAAACAUGCCGACUAAAGGUCCUUUGCAGUCUGUCCAAGUCUUUGGACGUAAAAAAACAGCCACAGCAGUUGCCCACUGUAAGAGGGGGAAUGGCCUGAUCAAGGUGAACGGCAGACCCCUGGAGAUGGUGGAGCCUGUGACUCUACAGUACAAGCUUCUGGAGCCGGUGCUGUUGUUGGGCAAAGAGCGUUUUGCGGGCGUCGACAUCAGAGUCAGAGUGAAGGGUGGUGGACAUGUAGCCCAGAUCUACGCUAUCCGUCAGGCUAUCUCCAAAUCCCUGGUCGCUUACUACCAGAAGUAUGUGGAUGAAUCCUCCAAAAAGGAGAUCAAGGACAUCCUGAUCCAGUACGACAGGACCCUACUGGUUGCUGAUCCACGUCGCUGCGAGUCCAAGAAGUUUGGAGGUCCUGGAGCUCGUGCCCGCUACCAGAAGUCCUACCGUUAAUUGUUCUGUACAUUUUCAUAAUAAAUUGGAGGAGGAACUAU